Messenger RNA from Sceloporus undulatus (fence lizard), 6469 nucleotides. It is a transcript of the gene APBB2, whose product is annotated as amyloid beta precursor protein binding family B member 2. Gene Ontology annotation, biological process: regulation of DNA-templated transcription. The record is from RefSeq and is a predicted model, not a curated record. Gene Ontology annotation, cellular component: nucleus; cytoplasm. Bases 460 to 2796 code for a protein of 778 amino acids. Gene Ontology annotation, molecular function: transcription factor binding; amyloid-beta binding. The transcript is spliced from 19 exons. NCBI's taxonomy places the organism in Eukaryota, Metazoa, Chordata, Lepidosauria, Squamata, Phrynosomatidae.
UCCUCAAUUGCGGCUGAGGAGGAGAGAGAUUAUUUCCAGGGGAAAGCUUGGCAGGACGGGGGAGCGUUUCCGGGAGGCUGCUGCUCCUGCUGCCUUGCAACGUCCCUGAGGCCGAGCCUGGGGUGAUGCUGUGCUUUGGAAGCAGUGAUCAGAGUCUGAUUUUCAAGUAUCUAUGAGACAGUCCCACACUUCCAACAUUUCAUAGAUGAGAAGCGAGCAGUACUUCCAGAUCAAUUACAACAGGAUAUCAUCUCAGUCCAUUUGUGCGACUGCUGCUUGCAUCAAGGGCUAAAAAACGGGGCCUUCCACCAAAGCCUUCACCAAAGACUGGAGAGAUAAAACAAUUCUGCCAAGUCCUUUUGAAAACAGCUGAGGACUCGGGAUAAUGUGCUGACUGGCGCUAUGGGCAGGCGAUACCCAGGGGCUCACUAUCGUCAAAGCAAUUCAUGAUGGACAGAUAUGACCCUUCAGAUGUUUGUGGGCUACAAGUUCCAUCAGCUGCAAUCAACUGACUUAGCUAAAGUUGACUCUGGUGUGGAAACCUUGGCAGGGUUUAUGGCAAGCAACAGCACAACUGACAUUGUGAAUCGGAACGGUCCUGCCACUCCACCCAACACCCUUCACCUGCGCUCCUCCCACAAUGAACUCCUAAAUGCUGAAAUCAAGCACACGGAAGUCAAGAACAGCACCCCUCCAAAGUGCCGGAAAAAAUAUGCACUGACUAACAUUCAGACGGCAAUGGGACUUUCUGACCCUGCAGCACAGCCCCUCCUGGGCAACAAUUCCUCCAAUAUCAAGCUGGUAAAGAAUGGAGAGAACCAACUGAGAAAGGCAGCAGAGCAGGGGCACCAGGAUCCCAAUAAAAACCCGACUGUUCCGACAACUGCUGCAGGCAUAAAUAUAACCUCAGAGAAGUUGGAAGGGAAAGAGCCAAGCCAACAGGAUUCCUCAGGCAGUGAAAUCCUGCCCUCACAACGCCGGAGAACCAAGAGCUUCCUAAAUUACUAUGCAGACCUCGAGACAUCCACGAGGGAUGUUGAUCAGAAUUAUGGGAACAGCCAGGUGGUGGGAGAGGAGAAACUGUCCUCACAAUGCAACAAUCAACCAUCCACAGUGAUUGUUAAUGAGGAUGCCUUACCACAGAAAGCAAACAAGCCAACAAGUCCCGAAGAUGGGCAAGUAGCAACUGUAUCAUCAAGUCCAGAGACAAAAAAGGAUCACCCUAAAACUGGUGCAAAAACAGAUUGUGCACUACACCGGAUUCAGAACCUAGCUCCAAGUGAUGAAGACUCCAGUUGGACAACAUUGUCGCAGGAUAGUGCUUCCCCAAGUUCACCAGAUGAAACAGAUAUAUGGAGUGAUCAUUCGUUUCAGACAGACCCUGACUUACCUCCAGGCUGGAAAAAGAUCAGUGAUGUUGCUGGAAUCUAUUAUUGGCACAUACCAACAGGAACAACACAGUGGGAGCGUCCUGUGUCCAUUCCAGCAGAUCUUCAGGGCUCACGCAAAGGUUCACUCAGUUCUAUCACACCAUCUCCUACUCCUGAAACCGAGAAACAGCCAUGGAGUGAUUUUGCUGUGCUGAAUGGGGGAAAGAUUAAUAGUGACAUUUGGAAGGAUCUCCAUGCAGCUACAGUAAAUCCAGACCCCAGUUUAAAAGAGUUUGAAGGAGCAACAUUACGCUAUGCUUCUUUAAAGCUAAGAAAUGCCCCUCAGUGUGAUGAAGAUGAUUCCUGCAGCAUCAACAGUGACCCAGAAGCCAAGUGUUUUGCUGUUCGUUCUUUGGGAUGGGUAGAAAUGGCAGAGGAAGAUUUGGCUCCUGGAAAAAGCAGUGUUGCUGUAAACAAUUGCAUCCGGCAGCUCUCUUAUUGUAAAAAUGACAUACGAGACACUGUUGGCAUUUGGGGAGAGGGAAAAGACAUGUAUCUUAUCCUGGAGAAUGACAUGCUAAAUUUGGUCGACCCAAUGGAUCGCAGUAUUCUUCAUUCACAGCCCAUUGUAAGCAUCCGAGUCUGGGGAGUAGGCCGUGACAAUGGACGAGAAAGGGACUUUGCCUAUGUAGCAAGAGACAGAGAGACUAGGAUUUUAAAAUGUCACGUCUUUCGAUGUGACACACCAGCAAAAGCCAUUGCCACAAGCCUGCACGAAAUCUGUUCUAAGAUUAUGGCUGAACGGAAGAAUGCCAAAGCUGUAGCUUGCAGCUCCUUACAAGACCGAACAAAUGUUACGCUUGAAGUUCCCUUGCAAGUAGAUUUCCCAACACCAAAGACUGAGCUGGUGCAGAAGUUUCAUGUACAGUAUUUGGGCAUGUUACCUGUAGCUAGGCCAGUGGGUAUGGACACACUAAAUGGUGCUAUAGAGAGUCUGAUGUCUUCCUCUGGCAGAGAGGACUGGAUGCCUGUCACCAUGAAUGUUGCUGAUGCUACAGUGACAGUCAUCAGUGAAGGAAAUGAAGAGGAGAUUAUGGUGGAAUGUCGUGUCCGAUUCUUGUCUUUUAUGGGUGUGGGAAAAGAUAUCCAUACAUUUGCCUUCAUUAUGGAUACAGGAAACCAGCAUUUUGAGUGCCACGUUUUCUGGUGCGAACCCAAUGCAGGCAAUGUGUCAGAGGCUGUUCAGGCUGCUUGUAUGCUGCGGUAUCAGAAGUGCUUGGUAGCCCGACCUCCUUCACAGAAAGUCCGGCCACCACCUCCUCCUGCAGACUCAAUGACCAGAAGAGUCACAACUAAUGUAAAACGAGGGGUAUUGUCCCUCAUUGACACUUUGAAACAGAAACGCCCCGUUACUGACACGCCAUAGAAGCCCUGUGGGAAAACCAGGUCUCUUAGAAUGUCUAGCAGAAGAUACAGUAGCCACAUGAAAGGAGAUGAACUGAUUUUUGGCCUUCCAGUUGAAAUUAGUGAUGCUUUGUCUUUGGAGAAUUUACCCUUAUCAAAAUAAUAUUAGACAAGCAUGUUCUCUUGUCCUUACCACCAUCAUGUGAUAUGAAAAAAGCAUGAGUAAUUUUUUUUUUGCUGUGAGUUACACACCAUGAGAAAUUGAAGGUCUGUUUUCCAACUGUAAAUAUGAUGAACAUUACUAAAAUUCACACAUACACGAGAAAGGAAUAUGGCACGCCACUCCUAAUCUCUGGAGAGAACCAUGUCUGGAUUGGUAUUCAUCCCCAUCCUGAAAUGGAUUUGUCACAAACAUCCUUCAGUCCUGCAGCACUUUGCCCUCAUUUUUAACACUGACUUACGUUACUCUGGCAUUACUGUAAUAUGAGUACCAAGCUUUUUAAUUUUAUUUAUUUAUUUUUUUUUUUUACAAAAUGCAUUCAUUUAUCAACCUUUCAUCUUGUGUACCACAGUAGAUUAGUAUUUUAAACCUUUUGUCUGCAAGUCAGGUACAGUUCAGAAUGAGAAGCUUGCUAUACAAGGAGCACCUCUUUGUAGGAAAGUGUGAGCAGUUUUGUAACAAAGUCUGACAAUCACACGCAUGUCUGUUUCACUGCAUAUUCCAGAACCCAUCCCUUCCUGACACACACAACGGAACAGAUGUGCAAUAUUGUCACACAUUGUUAUUCACGUGUGAUUUUUGUGAAUUUGCAUGCGUGGAAGUGUUACCCCUCGAAGCAAUCCAUCACCUUUGAAGUGGCCUUUAGUCUUGAAAUCAUGUUUGUUGAAAAACUAAACCACAUUUAAGAGGUCAGAAGACAGUCUCAGAGGGUGUGUUGACUUUUCUUUUUAGAACUCUAGUUACAGCUCAAGUGCCCCAUACAUUUUCAUUGAUGCUAGUCAGUGGCUUUCCAUACUUUCAUUCUGAGGGAGUUGGAAAACAAGCUAUUAUUGGCUUGCUGGGAGGUGUAAUAUCUAAAACACAAUAAAACAAAGACUCAUAGCCUUCAGCCAUUACAAUAUACAUGCAGUAGAAUAGACUUUGACUUAAAAAAAAUAAUUUGACAUGUAAGCUGUAGUAUAACAAUCUCAGUUUAUCUAAAAUGGAAUCUCAGUAAUAUAGGAUGAGAACUACUUUGAUGAGAAGUGUCAAGGCUCCAAGGAAUGGUUCUUACUUACCAUCAGUUGCAGAGUGUCCACAGAUGUUUCCCUAUUGGGGUUUUAACAUUCAAAUUAUCUUCAAUUUUCUUUUCAGUUAGGUUGGAUGCUGAAACAGUAGUUUUAAGGCAUGCGUAAAUGGCAUUUCUGCAGCAAAAAGCCUCCUCUCAUCUGCAACCUUCUGAGGAGCUAUGUUUUAUAGUUAUUCUAUAGAAGCUGUUGUGUAUAAUGCAAGCUGAAUAUAAUGUUAGACCUCUAAAAUUCUGCAGAAAAUUUGUCGUGCUGCACAUUCCAUGACAACAGCACCUAACUUCUAAUGGCACCUGACACUAUGUGCUAUUUUAGGUGAUCCUUUUUAUGUGUACUGUAUUGCUGUUCGUAUAAUACGUAGCACAAGUUCACCUGGACAACAGCCAAAGGAAAAGCCUUCAAGCCCCAUUUAUGCUGUGGUGAGGCAUAACUUGGGGCAAUAGCAGAAAUGGUGAUGGUACGCGCAUAGUCCCAUUCUGUAGAGAAUAUAUGGAGAGGACAGGGAAGCCAGUCUAGACUUCUCUUACAGCACAGAAAACUUUUUAAGGAGAAAAGAUUAUUUGCAUAAAUGAGUAAAGCCCUAUUCCUGUCAACCAUCUGCUAUUAAAAUGUGAAUUGGAUCUUAUCCAUUCUUAAUUUAUGUACAAAAUAACUUUUGAUUUGAAGAGUAGGGAAGACCUCAGGCUCCUAAUCUUUUGUCCUAUCAAAUAAGCAACAUAGAUUUAUACUACUUUUUUUUCUCUAUUGCACAAAAAGCUGGAGUGCUAGAAUCCAGAUGUUUCUCCCUGUCUGUCAGGCAUCAUUGCAGUGCACCGUAAAACAUGAGAGAGAAAAUCUCACCAAGAGAUUGACUAAAAUAGACUAUUGUUAUCCUUGAGAUGUGGUGGCACUGUCAACCAAAAUUAAUGGAAAUUUAUUGAACGGUGAAUUCUGCUGUUAUGGAGCAAAAGGUGUGCUGGAUUCAGUCAGCAAUGCCAGCAGCAACACAGCUGGAUCCAAAGCGUCUAGACAGGUCAUGCAAGUAUUCUUGCCAGAGCACUCUGGUAGUUGGUCCCAAUAAUAUGUUAUUAAUUUAAGAUUAUGAAGAAUGUUAAUAACAGUAGUUUUUUUUCCCUCUAGCUUUUUACUUUUCCCCCAUGUAUUCAUUUGAAGAUGUAACAUUGUUUGCGAUUACAGCCCAUAUGGGCAACUGCACAAUGGCCUAUUUCUGAUUGCAAAUUUCCCCCUUCUGUAUACAAUAUGUCCAGAUGAAUAUUACUCGUUGCAACAUUAAGCUAUGAAUCAGCCUAUUUACAGCUUUCCUCCAUGUGGUGCCCUACGAUGUGUUGGACUCUACCUCCUGCUAUCCCGCGUCAAAUAUAAGCACUGGCCAUGCUGGCUUGGGGUGACUGGAGUUUUAAUCGAACACACUGGGAGGGCACAAAAAUGAAAGUCUGUUUCAUAGCAACCCCAUAUAUUUGCAAAACAAGAGAUUAAAUAGAAUGCUGCAUUUUAAAAUUCUAGCAAGAACAACCAUUCCCAUAAAAGUAUUUCCUGCAUGAAUAAUGGCUGGCAUCCUGUUGCUGAAUUGUGGUGGCAUCAGUUGGCCCUGUGCUCUCACAACUCACUUCUUGGUUGUUGCAAAGGUUCACUACCAAUUGUCCAAUGACUAAGAUGCCCCCAAACUCACCUUUGCUCAGUGACAUCCCCCUGAACUUGGCCAUUGAGGGAGCAGCACACAAAUCUCCAGCCCUUAUUCUAUAGAAUAAUGGCAUCAUCUACAAUCCAUGCAGAUUGCUGUUGCUGUGUGUCCAGCUACAGUAAAAUGGCUGAAGGCUUGUCUGCUGCUCCCCCAGCUCUCUACUGACUAGGAAAAAGCCAGCUUUAGGCAGGGCUGCUGUUAAGGAGAGGUAGUUUGCGGGUUUCCCAGUGCGCGUUUCCCAAUGCAGGAUCUCAUCUGUUGAUGAAAUCCAGUAUACUUAUAUGGGCAGGGCAGGUGACGCACUGGAAACCAAAGGAUAUCACGAGAGAAGCAGAAUCUGUUUGUCUCUCUUGGUGUCCUGCCUUCAUUUUCUUUUACAUCAACUUCCCAAUGGAUUUGUCUACACCAGCAAAAAUAACCUGGUGGCAGUUCAGAAUGUUUUGCCCCAAAUUCACUCUGUUAGUCUGCUUGGUAAUUAUGUCAGUGCUUGUAAUAUACUGUACUGAAACUGAAAUGAUGUUCACCCAUUUCCUCUGUGUGAAUUCGAAUCAGUGCUAUUUCCCCCCCCCCCCCCGUUUCCUUCCCAGCAGAGCUCCACUGGUGAAUUCACUUGCCUUGAGGUCAGUGAAAGAAACUUCGCCAGCAGGCUCUGCUGGGAAGGCAGCAGUGAGGAAGAAAGAGGUUUGGUUUUUUUUAACAUGGCUGGGGCAAGUAGCACUGAACAUUU